Molecule: messenger RNA, 3423 nt
Organism: Chlorella variabilis
Lineage: Eukaryota; Viridiplantae; Chlorophyta; Trebouxiophyceae; Chlorellales; Chlorellaceae
Exons: 10
Coding region: 1-3423 (1140 amino acids)
Biological process (GO): endosomal vesicle fusion; vesicle-mediated transport; autophagy
Cellular component (GO): membrane; cytoplasm
Source: RefSeq, a predicted model, not a curated record
AUGGCAUCUGGCAGCCGCACGGCGUUCACAACAGCGUUGCUGGUGGACCGCCGGCAGCAGGCCAGCUCAGCGGCGAUCACGGCGGUGGCCGUGGACCAGCAGGGCUUGCGCCUCUACCUGGGCCUCGAGGACGGUGUGUUGGAGGAGCACGCCAUCCUGCACGGCAGCCUGGGGCCCAGGGCAUCCCUGGCGGCCCGCAAGCACGCUGCCAAGAAGGCCAUCCUGGGCAUCCAUCUACUGCCCGCGCAAGGCCUGGUGGUGCUGCUGAGCGAGGACGGCGUGGUGCAGCUGCUGGAUGGCGACACACUUGAGGGGCGGGCCUUGCCGCUGCGGAACGCGGUGGCCACGUGCAUAGCGUCGCCGCCGGGGCGCCCGCCCCGCCUGGCGGUGGCUGCCAAGCCGAGCAAGAAGGCAAUCAGGUUUAUGGUGUUUGAGCUGGCUCAGCCCGCCAGCAGCGCCGGCCACCUGUCGCCCUUGCAGCAGCUGCCGCACCCGCACCUGCUGGGCCAGGCAGAGGUGCCAGACUCGUCCCCCGGCGUGCACAGCAUGGGCUGGGUGGGCGGCCAGCUGGCGGUGUGCGCCGGCAUGCGCUACCUGCUCGUCUCGCCCUUCGGGCCCGUGGGGUCCGCAGCGGCGGGCGGCAGCGGCCCUGGCUCCUCACAGUGGCGGGAGCUGCUGGCUGUGCCGGAGGAGCUGGCCUACUCGCCUGCCAUGCUGGCGCCUCUGCCAGACCUGGGCAGGGCGGUGCUGGUGGUGGGCCCGGCGGGCAUUGUGGUGGAUGCGGCGGGCAGCCCUGUGGGCAGCACGCUGCGGCUGGAGUCGCUGGGCGCCACGCCGCGUGCCCUGGCCGCCUCCGGCGCCUUCUUGCUGGUGGUCAGCGAGGCGGCCAUCCACGUGUUUGACCGGGACAGCGGCGCAGAGGUGCAGCGCCUGGGCUUUGGGCCUGGGCUGCGCCCGGCGCCCGGCCAGAGGUUGCAUGCUGCAGCCGCCGACGGCGCCGACGGCAGCAGCGCCGACGGCGGCGAGGCUGGAGGCGGGCGUGUGGGCUGCGUGGUGGUGGCGGGGCGGCGCCUCGCCUGGCUGUGCCUGCCCGUGUCGCCGGCAGACCAGGCCCGCGAGCUGCUGGGGCAGCGGGAGUAUGAGGCGGCGCUGGAGCUGGUAGAGCAGGGCCUGAGGCGGGGCAGCCCUUGGGCGCAGGUGGCGGCGGCGCAGGCAGCGCUGCUGCUGCUGCAUGAGUGUCGGUUUGAGGAGGCGGUGGGCUGCCUGGAGCAGUGCAGCCCACCCACGUUUCAGCCUUCCCAGCUCUUCCCGCUGUUCCCCACCUACACGGCUGCCUGGGCGCAGCAGGUGCCUGGCCAGCAGCAGUAUUGGGGCCUGCAUGCCCCGCUGCCCAGCCUUGAGACGCUCAUCAGCAGGAAGCUUGCCAGUGACAGGGUGCAGUACCCUGGGCAGCCCAGCGGCGACAGCAGCGGGCAGCCCAGCCCAACUGGCGGUGGGCUGGGCCUCAAACUGGGCAGCAGCAGCCGCAGCAGCAGCUUGUUUGCAUUAGAAAGCAGCAGCGGCGGCGCAGGCUCGCCGCCCGCCUCCCCGUCGCCUACGGCUGCCGCGCCUGGCGGCAGUGCGGCGCAGCAGCCUCAUGGCCGGGGUCAGCAGCAGCACGCGAAGCAGCACGAGCAACAGACUGAGGUGGCGGCAGCAGAGCAUCGUGCGCCCCAGAACGGCGCCCUGCAACCGCCUGCAGCCGGCGAGGGGCCCCGGGCGCAGCAGCAGCAGCAGCGGGACGCGCGGCGAGAGCACUUGCAGCGGCAGGCCUGGGAAGGCUUAGCGCAGUACCUGUUCAGGGUGCGCAUGCUGGAUGGUGUGGCUUGCCUGGAGGGAGUGGACACCUUGCUGCUGCUGCUGCUGGCAGACCUGGGGGCUGCCCGCCAGGUGGCGGCCUUUGCGGCGGUGCCCAACCGCGUGCACGUGGCGGCGGUGGAGCCUCGACUACAGGCGGAGCAGUGGCACCACGCGCUGGCCACGCUGCACGCUGCGCGCGGCGAGGCUGACGUGGCGCUGCGCAUCUGGCGCCAGGUGGCGGACGGCCGGCUGGCGUCGCCCGCCGGCCCCGCGGUGCAGGCGGCGGAGCGGCGGGAGGCGCUGGAGUCUGCUGCUGCGCUGCUGCGGGACCCUGCCACCUGCCCCGAGUCGGCGCUGGUGGGAUACCUGCCCUGGCUGCUGGAGGCCAGCCAGCCGGCGGCGCUGGGGGUGCUCACGGCGCGCAGCCUGAUGCCCGCCGCGGUGCUGCCGCUGCUGCCACCCGAGUCGGAUGUCCGCUGGCAGUACCUGGCGCAUGUUGUGGAGGCAGGGGGGCCUGGGGCCGGCCCCGCGUUGCACACAGAGCUCGCCACCCAGCUGGCAGCAGCCAUCCUGCGAGCGCAGCCGGCGCUGCGCGCCGCGGCGCCGCCGGGGAGCGGCCCCAGCCCGCGCCGCCGCGCCCGCGCCGACGCCGGUCGCAGCAGCGCCGCCGGCCGCCGCGCCUCGCGCGCCUCCGUCGCCGAGCUGGUCAGCGGCGGCAGCCUGGAGCCGGGGCCGGGAGCCGGCGCCGUGGAUGCCAUGCGACUGCGCCUGAGGGCCCACCUGGAGCGCUCGGCGGCGCUGGAUGGAGAGGCGGUGCUGCGCAGCCUGCUGGGCACCGCGCUUCACGAGGAGCUGGUGCUGGGCGACCACAUGUCGGCGCUGCGCGUGCUGGCGGUGACGCUGCGUGACGUGGCGGCUGCUGAGGCCUACGCGCGCGCCCACCUGCGCCCCGCCGACUACCGAGCCCUGCUGCUCCUGGUGCUGGAGCCGGGGGAGGGGCUGGAGCCGCGCUGGGAGGACGCCUGCCACCUAAUCACCGCCCUGGGCGACCAUCUGGAUCCUCAGGAGGUGCUGCGGGCGCUGCCGCCGGGCAUGCCGCUGCCCGCCGCCGCCCCCGUGCUGGCUCCCAUGCUGCGCGACCGCCUGCACCGCCGCCGCGUGGCGGCCCUGGCCAAGAACCUGCACCGCGCGCGGCUGGCGGUGGUGGCGGGGGCGCAGUGCGACGGCGAGGCGCGGCACGUGGCGGUGGAUGAGGAGCGGGCUUGCCCGCACUGCCACCUGCGCCUGGGGGGCAAGGUGUUUGUGGUGCUGCAGCCGGGCAUGCUGCCAGGGGCGGCAGCAGGCCCGACAGCUGCUCCGCGGCCGGGGCCGGGCAGCGCAGUGGCGGCAUCCGAGCGGCAGCAGCAGCAGCAGGGGGGAGAGGAGCCAGAGGGGCUGCGCCCGCCGGGUGACGACAGCAUGGCGGCGGCGGUGCGGCAGCUGAGGCAGCAGCUGGCGUCGGGGCAGGCGCCGCAGGUGAUGUGCUACGCCUGCUACCGCCGGCUGGCGGGGGCAGCCUCGCUGCCCAGCACGGCGCCGGCGUGA